AUGCCCCGAAAAAAACAAAGAUACCAUUUGUGUUCUUGUACUCGUACUCGUCUUCUUUAAAAGCCCCUAAACCUCACUGCGAAUAAAUGGAGAAAGAGAGAUCAGUCGGGAGAUAAAGGGAAGCAGAAAACCAUGUCUUCUAGAGGGCGAAAGAAAGCUGCUUUAUAUAAGAAUUUGAUGCAGCUCCGUGAUGUUACCAACUCUACUGCUCUGAACAAAACCUCAAUCGUAGUAGAUGCAACCAAGUAUAUAGAGGAGCUGAAGCAAAAAGUCGACAGUCUGAACCAAGAGAUUGGGACCUCAGAAAUUUCUACUGUCCAGAAUUCAUUACCUGUGCGGGUUACAGUUGAAGCCCUGGAAAAAGGGUUCCUUAUUAAUGUUUAUUCAGAAAAGAAUUGCCCCGGUUUACUGGUUUCCAUACUGGAGGCCUUUGAGAAGCUUGGCCUUGAAGUGCUUGAUGCUAGGGUUUCUUGUACUGACUGUUUCCAACUAGAAGCCAUUGGAGGAGACAGCUCUGAAGGACAGGUCGAGGGCAUGGAUGCUCAAGUUGUGAAACAAGCAGUGUUGCAGGCUAUCAAUAAUGUACAGGCCGAGUGAAAGCUAUUAUUGGGCAAAUGUAAUACAUCUGAGUUUUGCUUCUUCUUAGACAUCUUCCUCCCUUGUUAAUUGCAAAAAUAUAUUAUUCAAUGAAGGGAAGCUUUAGUGCUUCUAAGAAGUAUUCAAGCUUAAA
Molecule: messenger RNA, 730 nt
Organism: Mangifera indica (mango)
Lineage: Eukaryota; Viridiplantae; Streptophyta; Magnoliopsida; Sapindales; Anacardiaceae
Product: transcription factor bHLH61-like
Exons: 4
Coding region: 133-597 (154 amino acids)
Biological process (GO): regulation of DNA-templated transcription
Cellular component (GO): nucleus
Molecular function (GO): sequence-specific DNA binding; DNA-binding transcription factor activity
Source: RefSeq, a predicted model, not a curated record